Tetrahymena thermophila SB210 is the source of this 237-nucleotide messenger RNA. RefSeq lists its product as hypothetical. The transcript has 2 exons. NCBI's taxonomy places the organism in Eukaryota, Ciliophora, Oligohymenophorea, Hymenostomatida, Tetrahymenidae. The record is from RefSeq and is a predicted model, not a curated record.
AUGCUAGCUGUUAACCAUUUAUAAAUUUUUUGUCUUCUGUUGAAUAAAUCCCAUACAAAAUAGGAAAGAAAAACUAUUGUUUACAUAUACUAUAAUAGAGAGGGGGAAUUCGAGUUGAACCCACACCAUUUUUAUGAGUAAAAUUCAAAUUUUAAACAAUUUGCAUUGAAGAUUUUGAUUAAAAACUAUUUUGCGAAAUUGGAGUUGUGGUUUAGAAAUACAAUAUAUGUUUGUUGA